AUGGCUUGGGAGGUAAAUAUUAAAUUGAUAAGGAAAGCUGUCUCUCCUUUUCGCCACCAUCCUGGUUGUGUGUGGUUGACCGUUCUUGCCUUGUCUUCUCACAAGACUUUCAGAAUCAAGCGAUUCCUGGCCAAGAAACAAAAGCAGAAUCGUCCCAUUCCCCAGUGGAUUAAGAUGAAAACUGGUAAUAAAAUCAGGUACAACUCCAAGAGGAGGCACUGGAGAAGAACCAAGCUGGGUCUAUGAGGAAGCAUUGCACAGCAUGAAAUAGCAAACAUAAUUGGCACACAUAUUUAAGCUGCAUGGAGAUCACAUGCUCCUAUCCUAUCGUAUGGAAACAACCU
Nyctereutes procyonoides (raccoon dog) is the source of this 344-nucleotide messenger RNA. Its product is annotated as 60S ribosomal protein L39-like. Gene Ontology annotation, molecular function: structural constituent of ribosome. Gene Ontology annotation, biological process: translation. The coding region runs from base 1 to 246 and encodes 81 amino acids. The record is from RefSeq and is a predicted model, not a curated record. Lineage: Eukaryota; Metazoa; Chordata; Mammalia; Carnivora; Canidae. The transcript has 3 exons. Gene Ontology annotation, cellular component: cytosolic large ribosomal subunit; ribosome.